UUUAGAGAAUAGCUCCCUCGAGAGGCGGGCCCAUGACAGACAGGUGGCGCUGGUACACUGGCGCUGAUGGGUCGGCCAGGCGACAGGAACAGAAGUUUGUUCUGCGCUGUGUUUUUACGCAGGCGCAGAUCGCACUGUUUGUCCAGUUUCGACUUUUACCUGUGAGGUAGACUAGUUUCGGUUUGCCGUCGGUAAUAAGCAACAACAACCACCGGGGUCCGGUCCGGUCCAGAGGUGACAAGACUUUCUUCCUCCCUCCCCGGCUCCGUGUGACUCAGGGGCUCCCACUGCGGAGCGUCGGACGGGAUUUCUCAGCGAAUUUUAGAGUCGGUGCGCAACAGCGAGCAAAGCAGGAGGCAGGUACACGGGAGAGGACAGGACAGGACGGGGAGGAGGAGGAGUGCUGCUUGUAUUUCCGCGAAAGAGUCCUGUCGUUCACACCGGGCCGAAUGAUUGGAAAUCAACUGGUUGGCGCCUCGGUGGUUGAUCUGUGUGAGUUUCAUUAGUAUGCGGCUGGAGUCCCCCCGCUGCUGCCGACAUCCAGCCUGAGGACUGAUUGGCAGCCCUGAAGUCUCCUCCGCGCCUGCUAAGUGACUCCUCGCCCCUGGGAGGACGAGGAGGAGGAGGAGGCGGCGGCAGCAGCAACAGAAGCAGGACCCCGGCGGCACCGGCUGUUGUGUGGAACAGUUUUCACGGACGCAGCGCGGACCUCCUCGCCUCGUGGAUCAGGAAGAUGAUGGGCUUUCUGCGCCGGACGUUCAGCCGCCGCUCCCGGAGCCGUUUCCAGACGAGAGACAGGGACGAACGGGACGGGAAAGGGGGAGGAGAAGGAGGGGUGACCGGGAACCCCGUGCUCCUGGCCCAUCAGCAGCAGGUCGUACACGCGCCCGCCGUGGUCUCCGGGGGAGCGUCGGUUCACAUCCCGGCGGCCGGGACGGCGAGGACCACGAUCACCUGCCGCGUCCUGCUGCUGGACGGCUCGGAUGUCAAUGUGGAUUUGCCUAGUAAGUCCAAAGGCCAGGACCUUUUUGACCAGAUCAUGUAUCACAUAGAUCUGGUCGAGACAGACUACUUUGGAUUGCAGUACAUGGACACAGAACAAGUCUCACACUGGCUGGAUAUGUCAAAGCUUAUAAAGAAACAGAUUCGAGAAGGGCCUCCAUACAGACUGUUCUUCAGGGUGAAAUUUUACUCUUCAGAGCCAAAUAACCUGCAUGAGGAAUUUACAAGGUAUCUCUUUGUGUUGCAGCUUCGACAAGAUAUUCUGUCUGGCAAAUUGAAAUGUCCGUAUGAUGUCUCAGUAGAGCUGGCGGCAUAUUGUUUACAAAGUGAGCUGGGAGACUGCGAUCCCUUGGAGCACUCUCCUGUGCUGGUGUCAGAGUUUCGUUUCAGUCCCAAACAGACUGAGGUCAUGGAGGCCGACAUCUUCGGCAGGUGGUUGGAGCUCAGGGGAAAGAGCCCGUCUCAGGCAGAGAUUUCUUUUCUCAACAAAUGCAAGUGGUUGGAGCUUUAUGGAGUAGACAUGCAUUUUGUCAAGGGCAGAGAUGGAGGAGAAUAUGCACUGGGUCUCACUCCUACUGGCAUCUUAGUAUUUGAAGGCUCCAACAAAAUCGGCCUCUUCUUUUGGCCCAAAAUCACUCGGCUGGACUUCAGAAAGAGUCGACUCACGUUGGUCGUGGUGGAGGACGAUGAUCAGGGUCGGGAGCAGGAGCAUACGUUUUUGUUCCAGCUGGCCAGCGCCAAGACCUGCAAGCACCUGUGGAAGUGUGCCGUGGAGAGCCACGCCUUCUUCCGGCUACGCCAACCAACCACGGGCAAGGCCAGCCGCAGCGAUUUCACACGACUCGGGUCCCGCUUCAGAUUCAGCGGUAAGACAGAGUAUCAGGCCACUCACGGAGGCAGACUGAGGAGAGCCAGCACAUUCGAGAGAAGGCCGAGCAAGAGAUACCCCUCCCGCACACAGUCACUGGGCAAAGCUGCUAUUUCUCCAGCCAAGCCACAUAUCAGCUCUCAUGCCAGCCCUGAUCCUAGCCGACAUCCAUACCAGCACAACAUUCCUCUUGGUCACGAGCCGUGGCAUCCGCCCCACCCGGCUCUCACACCCCCAGUUUACCUGCAGCCGUCUGGACACACACCAUCACACAGUUUCCCUCUAAGUGGUCCUGCCUCAGACCAUCAGUUCAGCAUCGAAGAGAAUGAGACUUCCUAUUCUGGAAAGAUUCACCACCAUCACCGUCGCCACACACACAGCCAGGAGACGCUCUGCCACACACACACCAAGAACAAACGUCGAGCUCCUCCCUGCCCUGCAGAUGAGCUGGACAUCUCUCAGUCUCUGCUCAAAGCUCUGGAGUCAGACAGUGAUUCUCCCCCCUGGCCCUCGCUGCAUGUCAACAUGGACAACAAGGGAGAGGAGAAGCAGCUGUCUGAAAAGUCUCUACACCCUCCUUCCUCCCCUGCGAUGCUCCCUGACCACCUUAAGUGUAACAUCCUCAAGGCCCAGAUGGAGGCAGCUUUCAGGGAAGCUCCAUUGACGCCUAGAGGGAAGAAUUCAAAUGAGACCCUCAAUGACAGGUAUCAGAGCUCAUCCCAAGACUCGGCUGCAUCCAGUUUGACUGACAAGACGCCACAUCGACAAGACCGCAACCUGACGCCUGAGAGUGUGCAGUCCAAAGUCAACACAAGCACCACCCGCAGAAAACGACUGGUCAGACAAUUCAGCUUUAACCAUGAAGAUGAAGAUAAUCUCCCAGAAGCACUUGCAGCCAUCUCCUCCCAGAGUACAGGAAAGUCAGGAUCCACCAGCUCAUUAGACAAACAGAUCCAGCCGUCCAUAUACCCGCAGGUGGAUAAUAUGCCAGCACUGGAGCUGAGUAGUCCAUGCUGUCCCUCUCCUUUGCCUUCUCCCCAUCUCUCCCCUUCUUACUACCGUAGCUCCAUUCCUCACCUGGUCCCUUACCUUGCUGCCCAUAACGACAGCGGAGAGGAAAUGAGAUUGGACCGAGAGAAGAUACUAAGAGCGCUCCUGAUGACAGAGCUCUGAGACCAUGACCCUUGACCCCUGUGACAUUAUUGCCAAGUGCAGAAGACCUUGCAUUAAGUGAGAAAAGUGGAAAUGGUAACAGAAGACCCAAAGUACUGGCUGCAAUCAACAUAUGUAUAUUCACACUCAGCUGCUGUAAAUAUAUUUUUGCAUAAAGGCAAUUCUUAUUGCUUAAUUGUUAUUUUAGAAAGACGGGUCUUUAUAGUCAUCAAACUAAAACUGUAAAAACUAAGUGAGAUAAAACAAAAUGGACUCGCUGGCUAACUGACUGACUCACACACACAUACAGACAAGCUACAGAUGUGACUGGUGCUGCGUGCAUGAUACAUAUAUUACAUGAUAAAAUAUUCAUCUGAUUUGUUUUGGGGUCAUGUUUAAGUUCUAUGUGAUUUCAUUAACGCUCUGUCUAUGUUGAUACCUAAACUGUGUUUCAGACAACGACUGUUGAAGAAUAGAUUUCUAUACGUUAGAAAACAGUGGCUGAAGUGAAAGUUAGUUCACUUUCAAUUCAGUUUGUUCAAAAUGUAAAUAGACAGAGUAAUUAAUAUUAUGAUUACGGAGCAGGCAUUGUAAAUGCUUAUAUGCUUGUUGUAUUUAUAUAAUGUCAGAUAUUCAUUUUUACAUGCCAAAAUAUUUGCAGCAUUUGAAUUGUAAGAAGCUUCCUGAACAGAGGGAACUGAAGGUGAAUUCCGACUAGGACAUGUUGAGACUGGAUUGUACUGCGAGCUACAGCCUCAAUCUACCCACUAGAAGGAGACAAAUCUGCAGACACAGCUCCUGUGGCAGCUGAACACACUGAUCCUGUGUUGCCACGAUGAACACAUCAUUGAUGACUUUGCUAUUUUUUACAUGCAUUUUGAGUUUUCAUUACAGGUCAGAACUGAUCUCACAAGUCAUGUUCUUGGAAAAUAGCUAUAAGAUAAGCAAACCCUGCUGCUCAACAACUUUAUUUCAGCCCUUGUUUUGUCACAACCACAUCUGGGACAGCGUAUGUACUGGAUAUGUUGAUUGUGUUGUUUCUGCCCUCGGCAGGUUCUUAUUAAAGUCCACAU
Micropterus salmoides (largemouth bass) is the source of this 4095-nucleotide messenger RNA. It is a transcript of the gene epb41l4b, whose product is annotated as erythrocyte membrane protein band 4.1 like 4B. The transcript has 23 exons. Bases 734 to 3043 code for a protein of 769 amino acids. Gene Ontology annotation, cellular component: cytoskeleton. Lineage: Eukaryota; Metazoa; Chordata; Actinopteri; Centrarchiformes; Centrarchidae. The record is from RefSeq and is a predicted model, not a curated record. Gene Ontology annotation, molecular function: cytoskeletal protein binding.